GAGCGCUGGGUCCUUUUUGUCCCCUACUCCGAGCGGUGUCAGCUUUCCGUGCGGAAGCGGUGGCCGUGAGGGAAGAAGAUGGCGGCGACUGUGGUGGCGUCGCCUGGUGCGGUGGCUAGUCGGGCCAACAAGCGCAGCGGCCCUGGGCCGGGAAGCGGCAGCGGCGCGGGAGCCAAAGGGUCGGAGGAGGAACCGCCGCCGCCCCUACAAGCAGUUCUGGUGGCAGAUAGCUUCAAUCGCCGCUUCUUCCCCAUCUCUAAGGACCAGCCUCGGGUCCUCUUGCCCCUGGCCAAUGUGGCACUAAUUGACUACACUCUGGAAUUUCUGACCGCCACAGGUGUACAGGAAACCUUUGUUUUUUGUUGCUGGAAGGCUGCUCAAAUCAAGGAACAUUUACUGAAAUCCAAGUGGUGCCGCCCUACAUCCCUCAACGUGGUUCGAAUAAUUACAUCAGAAUUAUAUCGAUCACUGGGGGAUGUUCUCCGUGAUGUUGAUGCCAAGGCCUUGGUGCGCUCUGACUUCCUUCUGGUGUAUGGGGAUGUCAUCUCAAACAUCAAUAUUACCAAAGCCCUGGAAGAACACAGAUUGAGGCGGAAGCUAGAAAAAAAUGUAUCUGUGAUGACAAUGAUCUUCAAAGAGUCAUCCCCUAGCCACCCAACUCGUUGCCAUGAGGACAAUGUGGUAGUGGCUGUGGAUAGUGCCACAAACCGGGUUCUCCAUUUCCAAAAGACCCAAGGUCUUCGACGGUUUUCUUUUCCUCUGAGUUUGUUCCAGGGCAGUGGAGAUGGUGUAGAGAUUCGCUAUGAUUUACUGGACUGUCACAUCAGCAUCUGCUCUCCUCAGGUGGCUCAACUCUUUACAGACAACUUUGACUACCAAACUCGAGAUGACUUUGUGCGAGGCCUGUUAGUGAAUGAGGAGAUCCUAGGGAACCAGAUCCACAUGCAUGUGACAACUAGGGAAUAUGGCGCCCGGGUCUCCAACCUACACAUGUAUGCGGCUGUCUGUGCUGAUGUCAUCCGCCGAUGGGUCUACCCACUCACGCCAGAGGCAAACUUCACUGACAGCACAACCCAGAACUGCACUCAUUCCCGGCAUAACAUUUACCGAGGGCCUGAAGUCAGCCUAGGCCAUGGCAGCGUCCUGGAGGAAAAUGUGCUUCUGGGCUCUGGCACUGUCAUUGGCAGCAAUUGCUCUAUUACCAACAGUGUCAUUGGCCCUGGCUGCCACAUUGGUGAUAACGUGGUGCUGGACCAGGCCUACCUGUGGCAGGGUGUCCGAGUGGCUGCUGGAGCACAGAUCCAUCAAUCUCUGCUCUGUGACAAUGCUGAAGUCAAGGAACAAGUUACACUGAAGCCACGCUGUGUCCUUACUUCCCAGGUGGUAGUGGGCCCAGACAUCACGCUGCCUGAGGGCUCGGUGAUCUCUUUGCACCCUCCAGAUGCAGAGGAAGAUGAGGAUGAUGGCCAGUUCAGUGACGAUUCUGGGGCUAACCAAGAAAAGGAGAAAGUGAAGCUGAAAGGUUACAAUCCAGCAGAAGUCGGAGUUGCUGGCCAGGGCUACCUCUGGAAAGCUGCAGACAUGAAUGUAGAAGAGGAAGAAGAACUACGGCAGAAUCUAUGGGGACUCAAAAUCAAUGUGGAAGAAGAGAGUGAAACUGAGAGUGAGCAGAGUAUGGAUGCUGAGGAGCUAGACAGCCGAACGGGCUCCCCACAGAUGGAUGACUUCAAAGUAUUCCAGAAUGAAGUCCUGGGAACACUACAGCGGGGCAAGGAGGAGAACAUUUCUUGUGACAAUCUAGUCCUAGAGAUCAACUCUCUCAAAUACGCCUACAACAUAAGUCUAAAGGAGGUGAUGCAAGUAUUGAGCCACGUGGUCCUGGAGUUCCCCUUCCAACAGAUGGAUUCCCUGCUGGACCCAAACCGUUACUGCGCCCUGCUGCUUCCCCUUCUCAAAGCCUGGAGUCCUGUUUUUAGGAACUACAUAAAGCGUGCAGCUGAUCAUUUGGAAGCAUUGGCAGCCAUUGAGGACUUCUUCCUGGAGCAUGAAGCUCUUAGUACUUCCCUGGCCAAGGUGCUGAUGGCUUUCUACCAGCUAGAGAUCCUGGCUGAGGAAACAAUCCUGAGCUGGUUCAGCCAAAGGGAAAUGACUGAUAAGGGGCAGCAAUUGCGCAAGAACCAACAGCUGCAGAGGUUCAUCCAGUGGCUAAAAGAGGCAGAAGAGGAAUCAUCUGAAGAUGACUGAAGUCACACCGCCUGCUCCUACGGGUGUGUUGAUAGCCCUCCCGGCUUCUGGACCAGAGCAAAUGAGAGGCUAGUUGCAGAAGGAUGAGUGAUCACCAUCCAAGCUGAGACUUAAAGGAGCAGAGGCUGGAACUACAGUAUUCUUCCCACCGCCAGUAACCAUGUGCCUCCCAUCCUGACUGGGGAGUUGGGAAAAGGGAAGUUGGGCUGGAACAAAGCUCUGCCUAAAGAGGAGCAAGGCAAGCCCUGCAGUUAGAGGAAGCCCAGAGGAAUAGUUUUGUGCUCUGGCUUUCCCUCAGGGAACAGCAGAGAGCAACUGGCCCUUUCUGCUGCUUGUAUUUGUUAAUAUUAAAAAAAGAGAGAGAGA
Prionailurus viverrinus (fishing cat) is the source of this 2610-nucleotide messenger RNA. RefSeq names its product eukaryotic translation initiation factor 2B subunit epsilon (gene EIF2B5). Bases 79 to 2244 code for a protein of 721 amino acids. The transcript is spliced from 16 exons. Gene Ontology annotation, molecular function: translation initiation factor binding; guanyl-nucleotide exchange factor activity; translation initiation factor activity. Gene Ontology annotation, cellular component: eukaryotic translation initiation factor 2B complex. Lineage: Eukaryota; Metazoa; Chordata; Mammalia; Carnivora; Felidae. The record is from RefSeq and is a predicted model, not a curated record.